Molecule: messenger RNA, 1098 nt
Organism: Saprolegnia parasitica CBS 223.65
Lineage: Eukaryota; Oomycota; Saprolegniomycetes; Saprolegniales; Saprolegniaceae
Exons: 2
Coding region: 1-1098 (365 amino acids)
Biological process (GO): protein homooligomerization
Molecular function (GO): protein binding
Source: RefSeq, a predicted model, not a curated record
AUGGUUGACGGUCUAACCUUGCACGACCGCUGCGCUGCGCUGCAAGCCUCGGUGGCGACGCUGCUGGACGAGACGCCGUCGGACGCACUCUGCAAGCUCAUAGACGAGUUGUCUGCGAUUGCGUCGGACGUGGCGUCCAAGGAAGAAGCAUUGCGGCUGCACGAAGCGGCCCUGCAAGAGCGAGAAGCGCGCAUCGACGGCAAGCUCGAGCUGCUGGCGGAGCUAAAGGCUGAGAACCAUCGACGCCAGCCAGACGCAGACGAUUCCAUCGAUCGUCUCCCUACGCCAGCCAAGACGAUCACACUCAACGUCGGUGGCACGCUCUUUACGACCGCGCGCGAGACGCUGCUGCGCAUGCCAGGCAGCUACUUUGACGCGAUGCUCUCAUCGGAUCACUGGCUGCCAAAUGAGAAAGGCGAGUACUUUUUGGACUUGGACGCGAGUACGUUUAAACGUGUGAUCAAGUACCUUCGAUCGGGCAGACUGGAUGUCGAGGGACUCACUAUCAACCAAGAAGCGGACCUCCGGGAGAUGCUCGACUACCUCCAGAUCCAGAUUGAGAGUCCGGCACCAGCGCCCUCUGCACCGAUCAUGUCAUUGCAGUGGGACCCGCGUCGGUGCUCGGAGCAAAUUCAACUAGCGGACGGCAAUAUGCUUGCCAAGCACCCAAGUCGUGGCUGGGCCAGUGUCGUCGCGUCGCAUCCGGUGACAACGUUCGCAGUGCUCGUGCAUCUCGGUGUCCACGCCGUUGAAGUCGGAUUCCUCUCGCAUCUCGACGAGACGUCGCCGGUGCCCGACCGCAAUGAUGCGACCCGCGGCUGGUUCUUCAGCUGUCGCAACGCAACAGUCUAUUCGCACGACGAGCCUCGAUCCAAUGGUCUCCUCGAUACCAAGGUGCCACGGCUUGCAUUGCUUCAAGUGACGUGGCACCGCCUCCAGCAACGGAUUUCGUUUGCGGUCGACGGCGUGCUGCUCCCCACGAGCCUGCACAACGUCGUCAGCGAUGUCAACUUGUAUCCGACCGUGCGUCUUUUCUCCGCCGGAUCCAACGUGCGGCUAAUUCCCGUCCAAGAACAAGGACUGGUGUCGACAAGUUAG